Molecule: messenger RNA, 1283 nt
Organism: Carassius carassius (crucian carp)
Lineage: Eukaryota; Metazoa; Chordata; Actinopteri; Cypriniformes; Cyprinidae
Product: arf-GAP with dual PH domain-containing protein 1-like
Exons: 11
Coding region: 126-1259 (377 amino acids)
Biological process (GO): positive regulation of GTPase activity
Cellular component (GO): plasma membrane; intracellular membrane-bounded organelle
Molecular function (GO): phosphatidylinositol bisphosphate binding; GTPase activator activity
Source: RefSeq, a predicted model, not a curated record
GAGACUGCGCCUCGGGCUUCAGAUCUAGACGCGCCUGCGGUCAUCUGAACGAGUCCGUCGCUGCUCCGUUCAUCCACCUGCUCGCGACAGAUCACCCGAGAAUCGACCCGUUCCUCCGGCGAGUCAUGGCGAGAGAGGCCGAGCGGAACAGCUGCGUCCUGCGCGAUCUACGGCAGCGGGCCGGUAACGACACCUGCGCGGACUGCGGCGCUGCAGAGCCGGAUUGGGUGUCCGUGACGCUGGGUGUGUUCGUGUGUCAGGGAUGCUCGCUCAUCCACAGAAGCAUUGAAAGCCUCAGACAGGUGAAGUCUGUGCUGCAGGACACAUUUGAAGAUAUUGAAAUCGAGUUUAUCGCAUCUAUGGGGAAUGAAGCAGCAAAGGCCAAGUACGAGCAGCUAGCUCCUCCGUUCUAUCACCGGCCGUCCCACACAGACUGCAGGAUUUUGAGGGAGCAGUGGAUCAGAGCCAAGUAUGAGAGACAGGAGUUCAUACACAUCGAGAAACAAGAGCCUUAUUCAGCAGGGUACAGAGAGGGGCUUCUGUGGAAACGUGGUCGAGACAACGGACAGUUCCUCAGUCGCAAGUUCAUUCUGUCUGAACGGGAAGGAGCGCUGAAGUACUACAACAAGCACAACGCCAGAGAACCAAAGGCCAUAAUGAGGAUUGAAUCCCUGAAUGCUACUUUCCAGCCGGCUAAAAUAGGGAACCCGUGUGGCCUGCAGAUCACCUAUCUGAGAGACAACAGCACCAGGAACAUCUUUGUGUACCACGAGGACAGUAAGGAAAUGGUGGACUGGUUCACUGCGAUCCGAGCAGCCCGCUUUCAUUACCAGAAGGUGGCAUUUCCUGGAGCUAAUGAUGAGGACCUGGUGCCCAGACUGACCAGGAACUUCAUGAAGGAGGGCUUCAUGGAGAAAACAGGCCCAAGGCACACAGAGGGCUUUAAGAAAAGAUGGUUUACCAUGGAUGAUAGGAGACUGAUGUACUUUAAAGAUCCCUUGGAUGCAUACGCACGUGGCGAGGUGUUCAUCGGCAGUAAGGAGAACAGGUACACCGUGGUCUCUGGACUUCCGGCCUCCAUCCAGGGAUACCACUGGAAGUACGGGAUCACCAUUGGAACGCCGGACAGGAAGUUCCUGUUUGCUUGUGAAACCGAGGCAGAGCAGAAGGACUGGAUUGCAGCCUUUCAGAGAGUCGUCAACCGCCCCAUGAUGCCGCAGGAGUACGCAGUUGAGGCUCAUUUCAAGCACAAGCCUUGAUGCUGGCUGUGAACCGGCCUGUGU